UUAUUAAAAAAAUAUCCCGAAGUGUCUCCAUCCAUGUGCGGCGAUCCCUUUCUUUUUCUUCAGUCAUCUCUCUCUCUUUGAUUGCUUUGCUCUUACAUCUUCCCUUCCCCGUAAAUCGUCUAAAUUAAUUAAUUCACACUCUUCUCUUACCGCAAUCGAAUUUCCUUUGACGGUAGAGUGAGUGAGAGUCUGAGAGAGAGAUAGCCGAGCUUUUCAAUCGGAAGGAAAAGGUCGGUGGUGGUCUGCCGUGGCGAUCUCUGUUGAAUGGUAGUCGGUAGAGAUGCUUCGCAGACUCACAUUGCCUGCAAAAAUAGCCUCAACCAGCACAACGAGGAGCUGAACUCUCCUGUAAUUAAACGAUCAGACGCUUAAGGUUGAUGGAGUUUAGCUGAUUGCGUUCCGCUAUCAAAACUUCGAGCAAUUGCCUUUUGCUUAUGAGAUGAAAGGGGGAUAUAACUACAAAUUGAUUGGGAAACCAAUCUCUUUCACUCUGGCUGCCCUUAUAUUCACAACAAUAUUACUUUGGGCGUGGGAGAAAAAUCCUUUUGCUGAUACUCUACUAUUGCCGCGCCAGCGGUUUCCAAUGCCUUCCAUAGAUUUUUUUGGGGACUUCUCAAAUAAUUCCUCCAAACCUAUGAAGACAAAUGGAAAUAUUGAAGGGAAGGAUUUACAUUUGAAUACGGCAGAAGAUACAAAAGUAAUAGAAAAGUUUGGCACAGCCCCAAUAGAUUCUAUGUAUGCAUUCUCUCCUGGAAUGCAUGAAAGUAAUGGGAAUGCGACAUCUUUCCAAACUAAAGUGUGUAAUUAUGCCAAGGGUAGAUGGGUUGCGGACAACAGGCGCCCUUUAUAUUCUGGGUUUAAAUGUAAGCAGUGGUUAUCAGAAAUGUGGGCGUGUAGACUGACACAACGAACAGAUUUUUCUUUUGAGGGUUACCGAUGGAAGCCAGCAAAUUGUGAAAUACCAGAUUUUGAACGCUCUGCAUUCUUGAGAAGGAUGCAGGACAAAACGAUUGCUUUCAUAGGAGAUUCAUUGGGUAGACAGCAGUUCCAGUCUUUGAUGUGUAUGGCAACUGGCGGGGAAGAAAGCCCCGAAGUUGAGAAUGUCGGAAAGGAAUAUGGCCUUGUCAAACGUCGUGGAGCCAUUCGUCCUGAUGGCUGGGCCUAUCGAUUCUCUAACACCAAUACCACUAUCUUAUAUUAUUGGUCAGCAAGCCUGUGUGAUCUAGUGCCCCUUAACAUCUCAGACCGAGCCAGUGAUAUUGCCAUGCAUUUGGAUCGUCCCCCGGCUUUCUUGAGACAAUACCUUCAUCGGUUUGAUGUGCUGGUUCUUAAUACAGGGCAUCAUUGGAAUAGGGGAAAGAUUAAUGGUAACCGGUGGGUAAUGCAUGUAAACGGAAAGCCCAAUCAAGAAAAGAUGCGUGCAGAAAUUGGAAAUGCUAAAAAUUUUACUGUGUACAGUAUUACCAGGUGGGUUGAUUCACAACUACCAUCACAUCCCCGCCUAAAAGCUUUCUUUCGGACAAUUUCACCGAGGCAUUUCUUCAAUGGUGACUGGAAUACUGGGGGUACCUGCGACAAUACUACUCCGUUGGUCGGAGGAAGUGAAGUAGUCCAGGAAGGAUCCAGUGAUUCAGUGAUCGAGGGUGCUUUGAAAGGUACAAAAGUAAAGUUACUGGAUAUAACUGCCAUUUCUCAAUUGAGAGAUGAAGGUCACAUAUCCCACUAUACCAUUAGAGGAAAAGGAAAUGCAGGCACAAGUGAUUGCUUACACUGGUGCUUACCUGGAAUUCCAGAUGCAUGGAAUGAACUCCUUGUUGCACAGAUAUAGGAGGCGGCGGCGGCCUUGCCACGUCGUAUACACCAAAUCCGAUAUUCUUCAUGGUCUGAUAAGAAGGCCAAUUGUUUUAUCCGGUAUGAAAUUCUUUUGUUUUGUAAGUUUCAGUGUUUGAUAGAAUAUAAGGUAAGGCACCAAUUGCGAAUCCAUUUCCUGUUGAAUCGAAUUCUAGUUGUUCAUAUAGGUGUUAUUCAUACAACGAAAAAUGUUGUACUGUGUAUUGUACCAUUGCAGUAAGAGUUGCUGCUAAUAUAAUGAGGAAUUUUUUUCGAUUCGUAGCAA
Molecule: messenger RNA, 2116 nt
Organism: Malus domestica (apple)
Lineage: Eukaryota; Viridiplantae; Streptophyta; Magnoliopsida; Rosales; Rosaceae
Product: protein trichome birefringence-like 14
Biological process (GO): carbohydrate metabolic process
Cellular component (GO): Golgi apparatus
Molecular function (GO): acetyltransferase activity
Source: RefSeq, a predicted model, not a curated record